Penicillium soppii is the source of this 1545-nucleotide messenger RNA. Its product is annotated as M18 family aminopeptidase. NCBI's taxonomy places the organism in Eukaryota, Fungi, Ascomycota, Eurotiomycetes, Eurotiales, Aspergillaceae. Gene Ontology annotation, biological process: proteolysis. The record is from RefSeq and is a predicted model, not a curated record. Bases 1 to 1545 code for a protein of 514 amino acids. Gene Ontology annotation, molecular function: metalloaminopeptidase activity; zinc ion binding. Gene Ontology annotation, cellular component: fungal-type vacuole. The transcript has a single exon.
AUGACCAGAAAGUUCGCUUCGGCUCAAGGUCUCGACAUGCCCUGGGCCUCCCAGAUUUCCGCCCAGCUGCCCGAUUCAUUCGAGCCGGUACCUGCAUCUCAGCCCGUCCGAGCCCAGGCACCGGUCGCCAAUGAGCCCGUCCGACCCGAAGACUACUCAAAGCCAUACUGCGAGUUCAUGACCUCCAACCCCACCAUCUUCCAUGCCGUCAAAUCCUUCUCCAAACAGCUCGAAGAGCAUGGCUACAAGUACCUUUCUGAACGAACAGUCUGGACAUCAGAGCUUAAGCGCGGCGGGAAAUUUUACACCUCACGCAAUGGUAGCUCAUUGAUUGCGUUCAACAUCGGCUCGAAAUACGAGAGCGGAAAUGGUGUCGCCAUUGUCGCUGGCCACGUCGAUGCAUUGACUGCCAAGCUCAAGCCUGUCUCCAAGCUUCCCAACAAAGCAGGCUUCGAGCAGCUUGCCGUGGCCCCGUACGCUGGUGGUCUUGGUGCUACUUGGUGGGAUCGUGAUCUUGGUAUCGGUGGCCGUGUGCUCGUCCGCGACCCUGAAACCGGAAAGGUUGAGACUAAGUUGGUGAAGCUUGACUGGCCCAUUGCUCGUGUGCCUACCCUCGCUCCUCAUUUCGGAGCUCCCGCCAACGGCCCAUUCAACCCCGAAACUCAAAUGGUUCCUGUUGUUGGCAUUGAUAACUCAGACCUGUUCGAGACUGCCAAGACUGAAUCGAGCAGCAUUAACUAUGGCAAAUUUGCCUCAACUCAGCCUGAGAAACUGGUCAAGAUUAUUUCCAAGGAGCUUGGUAUCACGGAUUACAGCACCAUUGUGAACUGGGAACUGGAGCUGUUUGAUACCCAGCCCGCUCAGCUGGGUGGACUGGAGAAGGAGAUGAUCUUCGCCGGUCGUAUUGACGACAAGCUUUGCUGUUAUGCUGCCCAGGAAGCCCUCAUUGCUUCCUCGGACAGCACAUCCACUGGAACCGUGAAGAUGGUCGGCAUGUUCGACGAUGAAGAGAUUGGCAGUUUGCUUCGACAAGGUGCUCGCUCAAACUUUAUGAGCAGCAUCAUUGAGCGAAUCACCGAGGCAUUCGCUAAGGAUAACUACGGGCCCAACCUCCUCUCCCAGACGGUAGCCAACAGCUUCUUGGUUUCGUCCGAUGUCAUCCACGCAGUAAACCCUAACUUCCUUAACGUCUAUCUGGAGAACCACUCGCCCCGCCUCAACGUCGGUGUUGCCGUGUCUGCCGAUUCAAACGGACACAUGACUACUGACAGUGUCAGCGCUGCCAUUAUGAGCCGUAUUGCAGAACGCACCGGGUCAACCCUGCAGGUCUUCCAGAUCCGCAAUGACUCCCGCAGCGGUGGCACUAUUGGGCCGAUGACCAGUGCUCAAAUCGGUAUGAGGGCCAUCGAUUGCGGCAUUCCGCAACUGAGCAUGCACAGUAUUCGUGCCACUACCGGUAGCCUUGAUCCCGGCCUGGGUGUCAAGCUGUUCAAGGGUUUCUUCGAUCACUAUGAGGCGGUCGACAAGGAGUUUGCCGAUUUUUAA